UCGACGUUUAGAGAUGGUUUUUUAAAACAAUUUUUUUUUAUAAACAUUUAAAAUGCUAAUGGUAAAAAUGUGCAAAAAUUAUUAAAUAAAAUAAAGAUGGAUGUUUUGAUAAAAUGGGAAAGUAAAGAAACAUGCGAAUCAGUGAUUUGUCAGUUACUCAUCUCAAAAGCCGGGUCGGUUCAUAGUGAUCCUUUUUUAAACGCAGAAAAAAGUUCAGAUCAAGAAUUGCAUAAAUUUGACUUAAUCAAAACAUCAGAAAGACUUUUUAUGAGAAGUUUAUAUUUGCCUUUAGGCCUGUAUCACUUUAUAUUCCUAAUAGCCUCUUCAGACACGAUUAAAAUGGAUGUAAGCUACUAUCACAAUAUUACAGUUCUUGGUUCAGGAAGGUCGGUCAAUUAUAUUGACGUUGGAGCGGCAUCUCCGGUGUCAAGCACCAACUCAUUCUCAGAUUGUAUAAUUGCAAACGAUCCUGAUGAAAACACACCGUUAAUUGAACGUGAAGUUGCAUACGUAUCUCAAAAUGAAAGCUCGCUAUGUUGUUUUUGUUGUUGCCCAAAUAAAAAUACUUAGUUCCGGAAUACUUAGCUCCGGUAUACUUAGCUCCGAAAUGCUUUUAAUGCUAUAAAGUUUUUUUAUGCUUAUUAAGAUAAAAUUUAUAUUAAAAUAAAAAUAUAUAUUUUUAUAACGCAAUAACUUUAAUAUUCAAAUUUAAUUUUUAAAAACGGAACUGUACUCGAUACAUUUUUCCGUAUUUUUACUUUAUAUUAUUUU
Hydra vulgaris (swiftwater hydra) is the source of this 771-nucleotide messenger RNA. The record is from RefSeq and is a predicted model, not a curated record. NCBI's taxonomy places the organism in Eukaryota, Metazoa, Cnidaria, Hydrozoa, Anthoathecata, Hydridae.